Messenger RNA from Pocillopora verrucosa, 1998 nucleotides. The record is from RefSeq and is a predicted model, not a curated record. Lineage: Eukaryota; Metazoa; Cnidaria; Anthozoa; Scleractinia; Pocilloporidae.
AUGGUGUUGAAUGUGAGGCUCGCUGGUUCUCCAAUUAGUAAUGCUGGACGAGUGGAAGUGUUUUACCUGGGGUACUGGGGAACAGUAGAUAACUGGGGAUGGGACCUCAAUGCUGCUCACGUGGUAUGCCGCCAGUUGGGGUACUCUGCAAGCCUUUCAUUUGGUUAUAAUAAUCAGUUUGGUUCGAGCACAGGGCUGGAAUGGUUCAGGAAUUUGAGAUGUUUUGGCAACGAAACCAAUCUUGGAGAAUGUACAAAAGAUUUGUAUGGUUACCCUUCCAGUGGAUCAGAGGCUGCAACAGCAUUAUGCGAAGUACCAUAUGAAGCAGAUAACUCUUCAAAAUGUUAUGAAGUCAAGUGUCAACAUCAAGGAACCUGCAUUGAUACUGGAGGUGGUGCUAUUUGCAACUGCACAGAAGGAUUCAUAGGAAUCCAUUGUGAAAAAUCAAUAUCUAAUCCAUGUCAGAGUUCUCCAUGUAUGAAUGGUGGAAAAUGUUUUGGCAAUGAAUCUUCAUAUAUCUGCUCGUGUCCCGAUGGGCUCUCGGGGCAUCGUUGCGAGGAGCGAAUUACCAUCAAUGACCGGCAUGGGUCCUCGCAGAACGGAAGUACAACCUCCGAGACUACUAAUACCAUAACAUUAUCAAUUCUUGCAUCUCUUGUGUUCCUUCUUAUUGCUGCAGUUGUUUACCUUAUCUUCCAAAAUCGAAAGCUUUCUAAACUUAUACCUAGAGAGCAACAGGCAUCCUUCAGCAACAUGGCCUACAGAAGUGAUAAAGAGGAAACCUACCGCUUUGAAGAAAUCGACCUGGGAACAGGAACAAAUAACAGUUCAAUGCCAGAGAGGGACAAUACUAACCCCUUAUAUGCAGUAGCUCCCACUUUCCAUGAAACGGCCACCUCUCGGCGUCUUCCACCCAUUCCACCACCACAUAAGGCGGCAAGAAUGAAUCCGAAAGCUGCUCGUAUGAAAGCCAACCAGGGAAAUGGCGGUUUAAAAGCGAGAGGAGCCAUGGAGGGUUCAAAGGGGGCCACAACAGGGGCCGGAGAGCAUUACAUGGCUUUAUCAAAGGAAAACAACAGCACUGCCUCACGAAAUAUCUCAGCUGAUGGAGGACCGAAUCCCAACGAAUACAUGUCUCUGUCACCAUACAGGCACUGAGAUAUUUCUCAUUCCUAAAGUCCUCAAGCGUCUGACUUAUAAAGAUCGAUUAACAUGACAGAGCAGAAAAAUACGGAGGGAUCUGAAAAGAGGAGACUCAGAAAAAUUUGCUUUAUUCUCAGAGCAAACAAGUAUUGUGUUGCAAAAUUUGUUCACCUGGGUUCCCGCGCGUGUCUAUUUCCAGGAAAACCAAACACGUAACGUCUAAAAACCACUUGGUAUGGUCGAAGGCCUAGUUUGAAUUCAUUAGAACACGGAGAGAGAAGUUAGUAGUGUGAACUCUCUUUUAUUACGCUUUCUCGACCAAUGCGUUUUUGUACAUAGGCCCUGCUUAACGUAAUAUACGCCUUCUGCGUCUCUUAGUAGUUAUAUACCAUAAUUAGUAGGGAUGCCCAAGUUCAAAGUCUUCCGGCGUAAAUGGGAAAACUUCUUGAGGUUUCAGGCAUUUGAAUUGUCCAAACCUCACGGUAGCUUUUUAUCUCCUAAAAAUUCUCAUUCCGUAAGGCUAAUAUUACUUCCAAAGUAAACACCGAGUUCAAAUAAGAGCCUGGAUUUGUCUUGUAAUCAUUAGGAGUUUAGAUUUCCUUAGCAAACUUUUCAGAGUGAAUGAAACGGAAGGAUCUAAAGUAAUCCAGGACUGCUCUAUUUUUGCAUAAUUCUGCUUUGUGAUUGGUGUCACGCCAUCCUCUCGACCAAUCAGAUUCAAAUCUAAAAUCAAUCCCGGCUUUUUUAGUUUUUUUCACUCUUGUGGCAGAGUAAUUAAAGUACUUUGAGCACUAAUUGGCUCUUAUGGUAUGUUUUGGUUCUGUUAGCCUGUUGUGGUUUCAUUUAUCUUUGUAA